Molecule: messenger RNA, 3207 nt
Organism: Boleophthalmus pectinirostris (great blue-spotted mudskipper)
Lineage: Eukaryota; Metazoa; Chordata; Actinopteri; Gobiiformes; Gobiidae
Gene: spns3
Product: SPNS lysolipid transporter 3, sphingosine-1-phosphate (putative)
Exons: 13
Coding region: 152-1675 (507 amino acids)
Biological process (GO): transmembrane transport
Cellular component (GO): membrane
Molecular function (GO): transmembrane transporter activity
Source: RefSeq, a predicted model, not a curated record
CCUCUGUGGGCAGCUCUGUUCUAAACUCAAUAUUUCUGCAGGCAUGCAGCAGAGCAGAGAACUUUCUGCUCACAGCAACACCCCUCAUCAUCUGACCAGAACAAAAAUGGAAUAACACUGGACUGAAUCAACAUUCUUUUACAAGUGAGCCAUGGAGCCAAGGAUUUCAGUGUCGUCUUUCAGAGAAGUGGUGUCUCCUCGGCGCAGUCUCAGUGCCAGUUUUCGCUAUGGCUCCUUUGUCGAAAGCACUGGUUCUUUGGACAGGGUAGGAUCUUCACCUGUCUCCCCUGCCCGAGGGUAUGUGGCUGUGGCUGUACUCUGUUAUAUCAACCUACUCAACUACAUGGAGCGGUACACUUUAGCAGGAGUGCUCCUGAACAUCCAGACAUUUUUUAAUAUAAAUGACAGUACUGCCGGACUUCUACAGACAGUUUUUAUUUGCAGCUUUCUUCUCUUUGCACCUCUCUUUGGAUACCUUGGAGACCGUUACAACAGGAAGUAUAUUAUGAUGUGUGGUCUGCUCGUGUGGCUCAUCACUGCUCUGUGCAGUUCCUUCGUUACUCAGAAUUUAUUCUGGUUCCUGAUGCUGAUGCGUGGUCUGGUAGGAGUUGGAGAGGCCAGUUACUCCACCAUCGCUCCCACGAUCAUUGGAGACCUGUUUACUGGGACAAAAAGAAGCUCCAUGAUUUCUAUCUUCUACAUCUUCAUCCCAGUGGGCAGUGGUCUUGGGUAUAUCUCAGGUGCCUCCAUCGCUUCUGCCACAGGGGACUGGCGAUGGGCUCUUAGGUUAACUCCCAUACUAGGUGUAAUUGGGCUGCUUUUGCUUGGCUUCUUAUGUCCAAACCCAUCAAGAGGCGCUGUGGAAAAUCAAGGCCAGACAAAUGCUGAACCCACUUCUUAUAAAGAGGACAUCAAAUAUCUUCUGAAAAAUAAAAGUUUUGUAUGGUCGACAUUGGCAGUGACUGCCAUGGCUUUCUUGACUGGUGCUUUGGCUUUUUGGAUGCCUUUGUUCCUGUCCCGAGCUCAGGUUUUCCAGGGAAUUCUGCAGCCUUGCACAAUGGAGCCUUGUAGCAGCAAAGACAGUUACAUCUUCGGAGGCAUUACCGUAGUGACGGGAAUUUUAGGGGUUUGCAUCGGGGCGAGUCUGUCCAGAUGCUUCCUGGACAAGGUGCAGUAUGCGGAUCCCGUCAUCUGCGCUGUUGGAAUGUUAGGAUCUGUCCCAUUUCUCUUUGCCACUAUAUUCACUGCAUCAGUCAACAUCAUAGCCACAUAUGUGUUUAUUUUCAUCAGUGAAGUGCUGCUGUCUCUGUGCUGGCCUAUUCUGGCUGACAUAAUUCUAUAUGUCGUGGUCCCGACCAGACGGGCUUCAGCUGAGGCUCUGCAGAUCACAGUAUUACACCUGUUGGGAGAUGCUGGCAGCCCUUACCUAAUCGGGACGAUUUCUGAUGCCAUUCAUAACUCCAAACUUGUGUCUGUGGAGUGGAGCUUCUUGAGUCUGAAAUACGGUCUCCUGCUGUGUCCACUGGCUGGAGUGUUGGGAGGAGUGUUCUUCCUGAUCACUGCUUGUUACAUCACCAAAGACAGGAAUGCCGCUCUGCAGAUGGGGCAAGAUAAAUCCUCUUUUCCACCAGAUCCUUCAACAACAUCUGUGGAGCUACAGACUGGGAAAAACUGAAUCUGAGCCAAAUCAAGAUCAAGAAUGUAUUUGUUUAUUAUAAUGUUUUGUAUUUUUCGUAUAUAGUUCAUUAUUCAACACAUCAUGGUGAGUGAAAUCUCUAUACACUGUCGCAAACUGUCAGCUCCCAAUGCAGUAAAUCCUACAAUAUCAAGCAAUCCUUCACUUAAGCAAUUGGCUGUAUCUGAUUUAGCUAAAGCACUUACCAAGUUUUCCCUAGUGGAAAACUAGGGAAAACUGCAGGGCUGGACAUAAAUAAAAGAUAUGACAUACAUGAGGUAAUCACUUAGCAACUACACUAUAAACGAGGGCCAAAAAGAUCAGAUAUUGAAACAAACUUUAGAUGGUGACAGUGGCACAGUGUUAAACACUUAAAGGUCCCAUAUUAGACAAAAUGGAUUCUCUCGAGCUUGAGUCCAAGUUAGAAUGGUUUUGCCUCAUCAAAAACAUACCCAGAGGUGUGUUUUGUUUGGUGUGUUUUGUUUCAUUCACAUGUUUGAGUUUGUCUACAUCUCCCAGAGGUGGGGACUUGUAAGUUGUGACUUGGACUUGAGUCAGACUUGAGUCACUAUUUUUAGGACUUGAGACUUGACUUGAUAAAAUGGACAAAGACUUGACUAAUGAUUCACUCUAAGAUUUUGUCAAGACAUUUAAUAAGGAAAAAAAAAUGCAUUUCUACAACUCUUAUAUACUCUAUAAAUACUCAUAUAUAAAUAUACUAUGAUUUUUUAAGUACAAUUUAGUUUAAAAUUCAUAUAAAUUGCAAAAUUCUAAGCUAUAUUUGGUACUUUGGUUUAAAAUGGACUUGAAAUGACUUGAAGCUCAGAGCAGAUGACUUGGACUUGACUUGGUUUUAUAAGCCAAUGACUUGAGACUCGACUUGGACUUUCCUGUAUUUGACUUGGGACUUGACUCGGACGUGAUGUCAAAGACUUGAGACUUCCUUGAGACUCACAAAACAACGACUUGGUCCCACCUUUGACAUCUCCAGUGCUCAAAAUGCUCUGUUAUAUCAGCUACAUUUUAUCUUUUGAUCAGUAUUCCAAGAAUGAAAUCAUCCAAAAGAUUUUUGUGAAGGUUUAUGGGGUUUCAAAACAUAGUGAAAUACUUUGUAUAUUAAUACAUGACAUCACUUCUGCGCUGACAUUUGAAAGUAUGAUAAUGUGGAGGUGAAUGGAGACUCACAAAGUCCCACAUUUGUCUUACAACUUCUGUUUAUUGCAGUAAAGCAUAGUUUAGAUUUUAUCGAGUGUUAACUGUCUGAGGGAAGAACUCCACCUAAAUAUGCAGGGUUUGUGUGUUAAACUUGUGUGAAUGAAACAAAACAACUACAGGUAUGUUUAUGAUAAGGAAAUGAAUAACAUAGAUCAGAAAAUAGCAUAAUAUAGGGCCUUUAAGUAUAAAUAUUAAAAAUAUUUACUUGAAAUAAUAAUUGAAAUAUAAAAUGGGAUCUAGAAAUAAAGCACUAAAUGUUAUGUGUGAUAUGUGCGGUAAGUGACAGAAAAAAUAAAACUGAGAACUUUUUUAGAUGG